AUGGCGCCUUCAAUAACAAAAUUUGCCCUGCGAGGAGCUUGUUUCGCGCAACGACGCCAGCCGUUCUCACCAGGUCAUCGUUGUUUGGCAACGCAAUCUUCGCACGUCGCAUUAAGUCCACUCGAACCAUAUAAUACCCUCGACUACAACACUCGUCUGAAAUCCCUCCGUCGCGUCCAGGGCACGAACAAACGACCAUUGACCCUUUCUGAGAAGCUUCUAUACAGCCAUCUUAUCCACGAUCAUGAAGAUUGGAUACUCGACGGAAUCGAACGAGGAAAGACAAUACUGCGUCUACGGCCUGAUCGCGUCGCUUGCCAUGAUGCUACAGCCACAAUGGCGUUGUUGCAAUUCAUCAGUGCUGGUAUUCCCAGAGUCCAGGUGCCCACGUCUAUACAUAGCGAUCACCUGAUUGUUGCGGAAUAUGGCGCUGAGAAUGAUCUGAAGCGCGCUUCCAAUGACCAUCGCGAAGUCUAUGCAUUUCUUAGUAGUGCUGCCAAGAAAUAUGGUAUUGGCUACUGGAAGGCUGGCGCUGGGAUCAUACAUACCACCAUUUUCGAGAAUUAUGCUUUCCCGGGUGGACUAUUCAUCGGCACAGACUCCCAUACCCCAAAUGCGGGUGGUAUGGGCGUGCUCGGUAUCGGAGUAGGUGGCUCUGAUGCCGUCGACGCGAUGGCUGGUAUGCCCUGGGAAUUAGUGUGUCCUAAAGUCCUUGGAGUCCGUCUCACCGGGGAGCUAUCGGGCUGGGCGUCUUCCAAAGACAUUAUUUGCAAGCUCGCGGGUAUUCUAACUGUAUCAGGCGGCAAAGGAAAGGUCAUUGAGUUCUUCGGUCCAGGUACCGAGACACUGGGAGCUACAGCCAUGGCAACCGUUUGCAAUAUGUCAGCCGAAGUUGGAUCAACGUCAUGCAUCUUUCCAUACUCAAAGGCCAUGGCACGGUAUCUCUCUGCUACAAAACGAGAUGAUAUCGCACGUGCCGCCAACUCGUUCUCCGAGACAUUACUCACCGCUGAUCGAGGGAGCGAGAAAUACUACGACGAGGUUAUUGAAAUCGACCUCUCAACUCUAGAACCUCACAUUAACGGUCCAUUCACUCCUGACCUAUCCCACCCCCUGUCUCAAUUCAAGGAGAAUGUGCAAGAGAGUCCCUGGCCAACCAAGAUCAGCCAUAGUAUGGUUGGCAGUUGCACCAACAGCUCAUAUGAGGAUCUUGAAAAGGUUUACGACCUAGUGUUGCAAGCCAAGGAGUCUGGUAUGCCUCGGCCCAAAACACCUUUUAUGGUGAGUCCCGGCAGUGAACAGAUCCGCGCCACAGCCGAAAGGGUUGGUAUUCUCCCAGCUCUUAGGGAGGCUGGAGCAGUUAUUUUAAGUAAUUCUUGCGGCCCAUGCGUUGGCCAAUGGGACAGAAAGGACGUUGAUGUUCCUAAAGCUGAGAGUAACUCAGUUAUUUCCAGCUUCAAUCGCAACUUUACUGGUCGUCACGAUAGCAAUCCUGCUACGCAUUCCUUCGUCACUUCCCCGGAGAUUACUACUGCCUAUGCCUACUCCGGCGACCUUUCUUUUAACCCUAUUACUGAUUCUGUUCACUUUCUUGACCAAUCUGGCAUGCCAUCAGAGUUUCGAUUCAAGCCUCCCACAGCCAAGGAGCUUCCACAGAGCUUCUAUGCAGGACAUGACCUGUAUCAGCCACCCGGGCUUGAAGAUACAUCAAGCUAUGAAGUCCUCAUCGAUGAGGGAAGUGAUAGGUUGGAGCUGCUUACACCUUUCGAGCCGUGGCAGCACGGACAGGCAGACAACAUGCAGGUCCUUAUCAAAGUUGCCGGCAAGUGUACUACAGAUCACAUUUCUCCUGCUGGUCCAUGGUAUAACUAUCGUGGUCACCUCACCAACAUCAGCCAUAAUAUGCUUCUAGGUGCCGCCAAUGGGUUUCUCUCUAACGCAACAUCUCUUGGUAUGGUUGGUAAGGGUCGAGAUCCUAUAGACGGAAAGAUCAAAUUUGUCCAUGAAGCAGCAAGAUCGAUGAAAAACGCCGGUGUCAAGUGGUGUAUCAUCGGUGAUAAUAACUACGGUGAAGGUAGCUCUCGCGAACAUGCGGCGUUGGAGCCAAGGUUCUUAGGUGGAGUUGCUGUUAUAGCUAAGAGCUUUGCUAGAAUUCACGAGACAAACCUCAAGAAGCAGGGCAUGUUUCCCUUGACCUUUGAAAAUCCAACAGAUUACGACAAGAUCAAAGAGGGCGAUAUGAUAAGUUUACAGGAUGUAGAUGGAAGUGGGCUUAAACCUAACAAGCAGGUUACUAUGCAGGUGACUCAAAAGGAUGGGAGUCAAUGGACAGCCCAAUUGAGUCACUCUUUUCACUUGCACCAGCUUAAGUGGCUAAAAGCAGGUAGCGCUUUGAACCAUAUCAAGAGAGGUCUGCAGGAAGCCAGUUAG
Messenger RNA from Fusarium sp. VM40, 2430 nucleotides. The record is from the annotation of a GenBank genome assembly. Lineage: Eukaryota; Fungi; Ascomycota; Sordariomycetes; Hypocreales; Nectriaceae.